This is a messenger RNA of Linum tenue, 552 nucleotides long. The record is from the annotation of a GenBank genome assembly. Lineage: Eukaryota; Viridiplantae; Streptophyta; Magnoliopsida; Malpighiales; Linaceae.
AUGGGUAACUGCCGAUCCUGCGAUUCCACACGCGUCGCCGGCGGCGGCGCGUCGACGGCGAAGCUGAUCCUCCAGGACGGCGGGCUCCAGGAGUUCUCUUAUCCGGUCAAGGCUUCGUUCGUCUUGCGGAUGAUUGAUACCCACGCGCCGCACUUCAUAUGCAACGCCGACGAGAUGGAGUUCGACGACGUCGUAUUGGCCGUCGACGAUGAGGAGGAGCUGCAGCCCGGGCAGCUCUACUUCGCCCUCCCCGUUGCCUGGCUCCGGCACCCUCUGCAGCCGGAGGAAAUGGCCGCAUUGGCGGUGAAGGCCAGCUCCGCAUUGAUGAAGACCUCCGCCGCCGCCGCCGCCGGCGGCGGCGGCGGCGAUAAAUCUGGGUGUCGACGGAAAUCGACGGAGUUGUUGUUUUCCGGGGAGAGUGAUGUCGGGAAGCACCGGCGGAGAGCGUCUGCCGGCGACGGUGGCGCCGCCGGUGGGGGAAGGAGUAGGAGACGGGGGAGCAGCGGUAGUGAGAAGAAGUUUGCGGCGAUGUUGAGCGCUAUACCGGAGUGA